Molecule: messenger RNA, 237 nt
Organism: Grammomys surdaster
Lineage: Eukaryota; Metazoa; Chordata; Mammalia; Rodentia; Muridae
Product: prothymosin alpha-like
Exons: 1
Coding region: 1-237 (78 amino acids)
Biological process (GO): positive regulation of transcription by RNA polymerase II; negative regulation of apoptotic process
Cellular component (GO): nucleus
Molecular function (GO): histone binding
Source: RefSeq, a predicted model, not a curated record
AUGUCAAACACAGCAGUGGACACCAGCUCCAAAAUCACCACCAAGGACUUGAAGAAGGAAGUUGUGGAGGAGGCAGAGAAUGGAAGAGAUGCAUCUGCCAAUGGGAACGCUCAAAAUGAAAAUGGGGAGCAGGAGGCUGACAGUGAGGUAGACGAAGAAAAGGAAGACAGUGGGGAGGAAGAGGAGGAGGAAGGUGACUGUGAGGAAGGGGACAGAGAUGAAGAUGAGGAAGCUUAG